AUAUUCCAUAAUGUUUUCUACCAGAAAAAUCAUCAGUAAAUGCUGAUAUUAGAAACAGCCUCUGAAUAAAUAUGUUUUGUUGAAUUUGGGGACUUGGCACACAAACAUUAAUUUGGCAGCAGAUAUUCAGAACAGUUACAGUUACUUUCUAUUUUAUGCAUCAGCAAAUUGCUGUCCUUCAGCUGCUGAUAGAUACGCCUGCAGUGUACUGGGAUGUUUGACCCUGCCUUUAGAGAUUAGACACUUUCUUCGGAGGCAGCAAGGAUAUGAACUUGAUUGACAUUCUUUGGAGGCAAGAUAUAGACCUUGGGGCAAGGCGUGAAGUUUUUGAUUUUAGUCAACGGCAGAAGGAGUAUGAACUUGAGAAACAGAAGAAACUUGAAAAGGAAAGACAAGAGCAGCUCCAAAAAGAGCAGGAGAAAGCCUUGCUUGCUCAGCUGCAGUUAGACGAAGAGACAGGUGAAUUUGUUCCAAUUCAGCCAGAUCAGCGUGUCGAGUCCGAAAAUACUGAGCCACCAGACAGUUUUUCGCAGAGCACACAUACUUCGAAACCAGAAACAGAAGCCCUGUCCUUUGAUGACUGCAUGCAGCUCUUGGCAGAAGCCUUCCCAUUCAUAGAUGACAAUGAGGUUUCUUUUACUACAUUUCAGUCACUGGUUCCUGCCCAGAUGGAUAGUAGUCCAGUCUUCAUGUCUUCUAAUCAAACUCAGCCUGAAGUUGAAUCACCUGAAUCACCUGCCUUAGUUUCACUUACUGACGCAGAGAAUAUGCAGGACAUAGAGCAAGUUUGGGAAGAAUUAUUGUCCCUUCCUGAGUUGCAGUGUCUUAACAUUGAGAACGAUAACCUGGGUGAGGUAAGCACGAUCACAAGCCCAGAACCAAAGUCAACAGAGAUGCACAACAGCUAUAAUUACUACAACUCAUUAUCUACGAUGAAGAAAGAUGUUACCUGUGGUCCAGAUUUCCUGCAUAGUAUUGAAGGUCCUUUUUCCAACAUUUUACCACCGGAAGACACCAGCCAGUUGAGUGGAAACUCUUUAAAUCACACCUCUAAUUCGAGCUCUAAUUUCUGUGAGGAUUUCUAUGCCACCUUUAUUCAUACAAAGGAGAACAGUAACACUGCCACAACAAACACUAUCAGUCAGUCACUUGUGGAUAUUCUAAGUGAACCUAUAGAUCUUUCCAGCUUCUCUCUAUGUAAAGCCUUUAAUGGUGACCACUCAGGAACUGCACCAGAAUGUAACGAUUCUGACUCUGGUAUCUCACUGAACGCCAAUUCCAGUAUCGCGUCGCCCGAGCCCUCUGUUGAAUCCUCUGUGCUCGGAGAUAAGGCUCUGGGGUGCAGCGACUCGGAGCUGGAGGAGGCGGACGGCGCUGCGGGGAGCGCGGCGCCGAGCAGCGCCCGCGCGUGCGCCCGGCCCUUCCCCGAGCGCGCGCUCUGCGCUCUGGGGCCCGGCCCGCAGCGCCCCGCGCUGCCCUACGCCAACGCGCCCAAGAAGGAGCCGCCCGCCAGCCCGGGCCACCCCAAAGCUCCCUUUGCAAAGGACAAACCCGCCAGCCGCCCUGGAGCUCCUCUCACCAGAGAUGAGCAACGAGCAAAAGCUCUGCAGAUCCCCUUUCCUGUAGAAAAAAUCAUCAAUCUCCCUGUUGACGACUUCAAUGAAAUGAUGUCUAAGGAGCAGUUCAGCGAGGCCCAGCUGGCGCUUAUCCGAGAUAUACGCAGGAGGGGCAAGAAUAAAGUGGCUGCUCAGAACUGCCGUAAAAGAAAACUGGAAAAUAGAGUGGAACUGGAGCAAGAUUUGAGUAACCUAAAAGACGAGAAAGAGAAAUUGCUUAAAGAAAAAGGAGAGAAUGACAAAAGUCUUCGUCAAAUGAAAAAGCAACUUACCACCUUAUACCUUGAGGUCUUCAGCAUGCUGCGUGAUGAGGAUGGAAAGUCUUAUUCUCCUAGUGAAUAUUCACUGCAGCAAACUAGGGAUGGUAACGUCUUUCUUGUUCCUAAAAGCAAGAAGUCGGAGACUAAAUUCUGAAGAGCAGCACAGCUGGCUACUGUUCUUCAGUUGUUAUUUUUGUAUUGUUAUCCGGAUAGAUUUUACUGUGAGAUGGAAUGCAGAAUUGGGUAAUAUUUUUUAAAUGAUUCUAUGCAAAAGUAAUUCUAAAGUUAAUAACUGGUUUAUGGAAGAUGCAGGUUUAAAACUAAUAGUGUAAUGCAGAUGUACGUAUGCAAAAUUUGUAAUCUCACUUUUAUAACAGACAUUUCUUUCUUAUAGUACCACUUUGACUAGUUUCCGUAUACAUGUAAAUAUUUAAAGACACCAUAUUUAUAUACUGCUCCUAUCUCUUGUUAUAUUCAUAGAUUUGAUAUAUAAAGAAAUGAUUUUAGCAUUCUAAAUAUAAUUUCUUGCAAUACAACCCCUAUGGCUUCUGAUAC
This is a messenger RNA of Tinamus guttatus (white-throated tinamou), 2431 nucleotides long. The record is from RefSeq and is a predicted model, not a curated record. Lineage: Eukaryota; Metazoa; Chordata; Aves; Tinamiformes; Tinamidae.